AUGCGAUUCUCUGCGAUCACUAUCAUCACUCUCAUUGGCACUGCCUUUGCCGGCAAGCUCCCUGCUGGUGCUCCUUGCAAGCAAGAUGGAAGUAUGGGUGUUUGUGAAUCGAACUUGUGUGUGCAAACCCCUAGCCAGGCACAGGGUGUGUGCAAAUGAUUCACCCUUGUAAUACCUAGCAUGAGAUUAAAGGUC
Aspergillus eucalypticola CBS 122712 is the source of this 195-nucleotide messenger RNA. RefSeq lists its product as uncharacterized. The record is from RefSeq and is a predicted model, not a curated record. The transcript has 3 exons. Bases 1 to 159 code for a protein of 52 amino acids. NCBI's taxonomy places the organism in Eukaryota, Fungi, Ascomycota, Eurotiomycetes, Eurotiales, Aspergillaceae.